Molecule: messenger RNA, 986 nt
Organism: Lactuca sativa (garden lettuce)
Lineage: Eukaryota; Viridiplantae; Streptophyta; Magnoliopsida; Asterales; Asteraceae
Source: RefSeq, a predicted model, not a curated record
CACAAGUUUUGGAUAUAAGUUUGUGCAACAAAAGUCGAUAUUUAAAAAGUCGGUAGGCCUCACCCCCUAUCUUUUUCUUUUUCCUUUCUGGAAGUUUCUAUCACCCUCUUAUUAUUCUCCUAUUCUCUCUUUCUCUCUUUGAUCUCGAGCUUUAAAGUUUCUCAGAGCAAAAUGUCAAAACUAUUUUGGGGCAAAGAUCCAUUUGAUGAUCCGUUCUUCACUGGUCAUUUCCAUGACCAUGGUGGAUCUAGAAAGGAGAUAACAAUCGAGGAAUUGGACACCGAUGGCGGAAAUUCAGCUCCUAACACACAAGUAUCAGUCACCAAAACCCCAACACACAAAUCUCAAGAAUCUGAUAGCUUCAGCUUCCGAAGAGUUGCAUAUGGUGGUGUCAAUGGAGUGUACUACAGUUCUUCUAUAGGCCAAAGGACUGGUAGUGAUGGGGUGGUUUUUCUAGAAAUCAAAGAAGAAGAUAAGAGUGUGGGUCAAGCAUUGCAUACAAUUUCCAGAGGAAUACAUGAGAAGGGUCAUACACUGACAAAAAAACGCGACCCAUUUGGCAAAGAGGAUUCAUUGCAAAUUCUACAUAAUCUAAAUGAGGAUGAACUAAAUGCGUUUGAAGAAAAUUGGAAAGUCAAAGCAGACAAGCAUAUACCUGGUUGGAAUGACGGAUUCAAUUUGCUUGAGAAUGCAGGGAUGGAGGGUUAUGGUGAGUUAGGUUGGAAAGAUGAGGGGGGUUGGGGCAGGUGGACACUGCCAUGGAGAGAUGAGUGGGGAACGGAUGGUGGUCAGCCCUCUUCUGGAAGGGUCAAAAAGGUUACCCCAGUUGAUAUCAUGUAAUCAACUCUAAGGGCGAGUUCACUUAUGACUCGUCAGAUGAGUUUAAAAACUAUGGAGUUAUACUAGAUGCGCAAGUAGUUUGACAUAAGUGUGUUUUUAAUGUUAUGUGGUUAUAUAAACUUUGACAUAAGUUUAUCCUUGUUUUA